This is a messenger RNA of Diabrotica balteata, 759 nucleotides long. The record is from the annotation of a GenBank genome assembly. NCBI's taxonomy places the organism in Eukaryota, Metazoa, Arthropoda, Insecta, Coleoptera, Chrysomelidae.
AUGGUAAAAAUAUUUCUCGUUCAGUUUGUUGACGAUGCCGAUUCACCUCCAGGAAGAUACGGUACUUUAUUCAUGGGACUGCUUUUUAUGUACAGCCUUUUUCUGUCCAGUACCUAUAGCAGUGGAUUAGCGGCAGUUAUGACAUUGCCGAGAUAUAACCAUCCCAUAGAAACAGUCCAAGAUCUGUUGGAUAGUGGUAUCCCGUGGGUUGCUCCUCACGAGAUUUGGAUUUUUUCCAUAUCGCAUUCAGAGGUGCCAAUCUUUAAAGCAAUUAUAAAUGCAUUUCUGGCAGAACCUUCGGAAGAAAAGUUACAAGAUUUUUCCAAAACACGCGAUUACACUUUUGCUGUGGAAAGAUUACCACAAGGUACUUUUGCUUUUCCAAUCGACAUUCACGAUGAAGUAAUUGAAAAUUUCAGAGUAUUAAAGGAAGAUUUAUAUUUCGAACAGUUGGUUGUUAUUGCAAGAAAAAGUUCUGUGAUACUGCCUGUUCUUAAUAAGUAUCUCUUAAGAUUUUGUGAAUUGGGGCUUAUUGACCAUUGGCAAAAUGAGGCAGUACUUUUAUUUGGAAAUCCACAUAUGUCAAGAGCAAUAUUAAGUAAUGCCAAAACCGCUACAGUAGGUAAACUUAAGUGGACUCAUGUUGAAGGAGCAUUUGGCGUCUUGAUAUUUGGACAAUUAAUAGGGUUCCUAGUGUUUAUAUUUGAAAUAGGAGAAGCUCAUUAUAAAAGGCAAAAAAAUAAAGAUACAUUUUCUUAG